GCCCCGGGAGAGAUCCGUCACCCAGCUGACAGGACUGCGAGAUCAGUGGGCAUUCGGCGAGGGUCCAAGACACGCCUGUGAGAGGGGAGGCACAGAAAGGAGGCCCCUUGCAGGAGGCCCACAGAUGUGACGACUGUCCUGGCCCAAGGACUCUGCCAGACCUUCUCCACCUCCUGCUGGGCCCCGAGACCCCAGCCCCAUCCCCGCCCGGCAUCCGCCCCCAGCGCCCAGUGUCGAGGAGGCUGCCUGGGGCCCAGGGUACCUGACCCAGAGGAAAGAUGGCUUCGGCUGGCCUGGAACUGCUGGGCAUGACCCUGGCCGUGCUGGGCUGGCUGGGGACACUGGUGUCCUGCACCCUGCCCCUGUGGAAGGUGACCGCCUUCAUCGGCAACAGCAUCGUGGUGGCCCAGGUGGUGUGGGAGGGGCUGUGGAUGUCCUGCGUGGUGCAGAGCACCGGCCAGAUGCAGUGCAAGGUGUACGACUCGCUGCUGGCGCUGCCCCAGGACCUGCAGGCGGCCCGCGCUCUCUGUGUCGUCGCCCUCCUGCUGGCCCUGCUCGGCCUGCUGCUGGCCAUCACGGGCGCCCAGUGCACCACGUGCGUGGAGGACGAAGGCGCCAAGGCCCGCAUCGUGCUCACCGCGGGCAUCCUCCUCGUCCUGGCGGGAAUCCUGGUGCUCAUCCCCGUCUGCUGGACGGCCCACGCCAUCAUCCAGGAUUUCUACAACCCCCUGGUGGCUGAGGCCCUCAAGAGAGAGCUGGGGGCCUCCCUCUACGUGGGCUGGGCGGCGGCCGCCCUGCUGAUGCUGGGUGGGGGGCUGCUGUGCUGCACGUGCCCCCCACCGGUGGAGCGGCCCCAAGGGCCACGGCUGGGCUACUCCAUCCCCUCGCGAUCGGGUGCAUCCGGGCUGGACAAGAGGGACUACGUGUGAGGCCAGGGCACGGCUGGCACCCUCCAACUGCACCAGGCCUUCUGCUCUCGGAGAUCCUGCUCUACCCACCAGCCCCCUUCCCCAGGCGAACCCCCCAGAGGUGUCUCCACCCACAAAGGGAUCACCCUGGCCUGCCCUCCCCCCUACAGAUUCUUCAUCUUCCCUGUUGGGGCUGAGCUUCCCCUGUCCCAGGGACCAGGCCACACGCAAGGGGCAAUGGCUCCUCAGGUCCCAAACAAGGAGCUGAUCGUGUCCUCGCCACCCUGGAGAAUGGGUCCCCCUGGCCAGGCCACCAUCAGCAUCUGAGGCCCAGAGCAGGGCCUCCUCUGCUUGGAACCACUCUCCACCCUGCCCCAUGAAUCGGAAAUAAAGUCAUUGGUAACUUGG
This is a messenger RNA of Choloepus didactylus (southern two-toed sloth), 1316 nucleotides long. RefSeq names its product claudin 9 (gene CLDN9). Bases 279 to 929 code for a protein of 216 amino acids. Gene Ontology annotation, cellular component: bicellular tight junction; plasma membrane. The record is from RefSeq and is a predicted model, not a curated record. Gene Ontology annotation, molecular function: structural molecule activity. NCBI's taxonomy places the organism in Eukaryota, Metazoa, Chordata, Mammalia, Pilosa, Megalonychidae. Gene Ontology annotation, biological process: bicellular tight junction assembly; cell adhesion. The transcript has a single exon.